AUGGUUAAAUGUGACAUUUGCAAGCUAGAUGUUACGGGAAACAUUUAUAAACACAAACGAAAUAAGCAUAAAUGGGACAGAGGCGGAACGAAAUUGAUAAAGCCAGAGGAUAAAAUGAAAAUCGAAACAAUUGAAAAUGAAGUAACAUUCAACACAUAUAGCAUUUUAUAUUUAAAGCGUCUCGCAAAUUUUGCGCAAACUUUAAAUUUGGUAACUACGAUUUAUGGCCCUGAUGCACCACAGCCAGAGCUCAUUAUCACAAGAGUAAAGUCGCAGAACGAAACAAAUGUGCCCCAAUUAGUAGACCAACUCUACUCGGAAAUCUCGGCUCGUGCGGAUAAUACAGAUAAUGGCGCAGUUUAUGCGAAUGCUUUGCUCAAUAAAAACAUCUUUGUUCCACCUACAACCAAAGGCGAUGAAAAAUACCGUGAAAUGCGAUCCAAUCUACCAAUAUUUCAGCGACGACGUGAAAUAAUUAAUUUGAUACAUCAAAAUCAGGUCGUGGUGAUAUCGAGCGAAACGGGGUCAGGCAAAACAACACAAAUUCCACAAUAUAUUUUGGAAGAUUGUGAGCAACGUCGUGAAAAAUGUAAAAUUAUUUGCACAGAGCCACGACGUUUGGCUGCUACGUCAAUAGCAACACGGAUCGCUAAAGAGCGUGGCGAUAUCAUCGGCCGUUCUGUGGGUUAUCAAAUUCGUUUGGACAGCCGCAUAGGUUUUAACACGAAUCUAAUUUUCACUACAAGCGGAUUUUUAUUGGGUAUUUUGGCCGGAUGCGAAGAAACGGGUGUGUUUAAAAAUACUACACAUUUGAUUUUGGACGAGGUACAUGAACGGGAAAUGGUAACAGAUUUCUUGUUGAUUGUAAUUCGGGAAGCAAUGCAAGCAAAUCCAAAUUUGAAAGUCGUUUUAAUGUCGGCCACACUGAACAGCGAAAAAUUUAGUGAAUAUUUUAAUGGUUGUGCGAUUAUCGAUGUGCCAGGACGUAUCUUUGACGUGCAAAUCAUUCAUCUAAACGAAGUUCUAUUCAAAACUGGAUAUAAAACAAGCGAAAUGAUCAAUUAUAUGGAAAAGAAUCCAGUAUCGCAGAUUUUGCGUGUAGAAGACGCGGACAUGCUGAAUAUAUACCGCAAUAUGUGCGACCGUCAACUUGAUUCUUUUCUUAUUCGGCAAGAUGAUGAAUCUAUUGAAGAGAUUUUUUCUCUGAUUGAGAAUGAAUAUAUGCCGGUUAAUUACGUUCACCGUACAAAACAACGUACCGCAUUGGGAAUUGCAGCGGAAAAUGGUUUACUGGGUGUGCUGACAAAGUUACUAGCCUUUGGUGAAAGCCCAAUAUUCAGUGAUCCAUAUGGGAAAAGUGCAUUUGACUAUGCAAAACAACAUGGCCAAGAAGUGUGCUGCGAGCUUUUUGCGUGUUAUCAACGUGUGGCCACAACUACAACAUGGAAAAAUUACACAGAAAUCGCGAAGGCGUACCGAGAGACACAAGGCACUCGAAAUGUUAUUGAUCACGAUUUAGUUUUCCAUGUCAUUAAUCAUAUCCAUGAGAACACUCCAAAAGAUGGUGCUAUCCUCGUCUUUGUGCCUGGAUAUGACGAUAUUUGUGAACAAAAAGAAAAGAUAGAGAGUGAACAUGGAUUACAAGAUUUGGCGUAUAAGCUUUUUGUGUUACAUAGCCAAGUAAAUGAUGAUAAGAACGAUGAGCAAGAGCGUAUUUUUGAUAAAAUGGAAAAUGGCAUUCGCAAGAUAAUUCUAUCCACCAACAUCGCUGAAUCAGCGCUCACAAUUGAUGAUGUCAUUCACGUUAUCGACACUGGCAAGGCGAAGCUAUUAAAUCAUGACUCUGAGACUAGAUCUUCCCGUUUGGAAUUAAAGCCAAUUUCACAAGCAUGCGCCAAGCAGCGCUCGGGAAGAGCUGGGCGCAUUCGAAAUGGGUAUUGUUAUCGUUUAUAUUCAUUGGAACAAUACGAGAUGAUGCAAAAAUAUAAGCUGCCUGAAAUAGUACGAGUUCCUCUAACGCAACUUUGCCUCCAUGCGAAAAUAUUAGCCGCUGCCGAUACAUCAAUUGGCACAUUCCUAUCGAAAGCACUUGAACCACCGCCACCAGAAAAUGUACGUCAAAGCGUCGAAUUGUUAAAAGAAAUCAAUGCGCUAGAUGCCAGCGAAAGUAUCACGGAUUUGGGUAUACAUUUGGCCCGUAUGCCAAUAGAUUGCCAAAUAGCCAAAAUGGUUUUAUACGCAAUUGUUUUGCGAUGCUUGGAUCCAAUUGUGAUCAUUGCCAGUGCAUUAUCGGUGAGAGAUUUAUUCCUUCUCCCACUUGAUAAUGCACGUGAAGCGAUAGAAAAAAUCAAUGAAACAAAAAAUCGAUUCACUGGAGAUGAACGGAGCGAUCAUAAAAUGUUUUUGAAUAUCAUUGAAAAUUGGUCAAAACUUUUGCGAGAGCAUCAACGUCAAUUUUGUUGCGAGAAUCUCAUCUCACAAGGUAAUAUGUUGAAGGCUGAGGGCAUUCGACGUUUGAUCUUCAAUCAAUUAUUCAAAUCCGGCUUGAUUUCGCAAACAAUGCGUCAAAUAAAUGAAAAUUCCAGCAAUUGGUUGUUCAAGCGUGUAUUAUGGCCGGCAUGUACCCCAAUCACAUCAGAAAGUGACCUGAAUAACGCUGAAUUAGUGGUUUUUGAACAAAAAAUUCAACGCAGGAACGGUCACUUUAUUCUCAAAAAUAUUUGUGUUUUGCUGCGAGAAACUAAAGCUCUGUUGCCAAAAUUGGAAGAAAUUCUAUUCCAAUUUGCUCGCAAUUGA
Contarinia nasturtii (swede midge) is the source of this 2796-nucleotide messenger RNA. RefSeq names its product DExH-box ATP-dependent RNA helicase DExH1-like. The transcript is spliced from 4 exons. The coding region runs from base 1 to 2796 and encodes 931 amino acids. Gene Ontology annotation, molecular function: RNA binding; ATP binding. Lineage: Eukaryota; Metazoa; Arthropoda; Insecta; Diptera; Cecidomyiidae. Gene Ontology annotation, cellular component: intracellular anatomical structure. The record is from RefSeq and is a predicted model, not a curated record.